AUUUGAAUGAAUAAACAUCAUGUUUAACCCACUAUAGUUGGUACAAAACUGGGCACCUGGGCUGGGAGAGAGGUUCUAAUGAAAUGGGCCGAAGCCGAAGCCCUUUUGUAUGAAACCGAUUAGAAAUUUAGAUUUCCCUUAUCUUGAGGAAAGAAAGCAGAGUGAGAGUGAGACAUGGCGUUGGAGCAGGCAGUGGCAGUGUCAUCCUCAAGCACCUUCAGGAACCUCCCCACCUUCCGCAAAACCCCAAUUACAAAACCCCAAUUCCAAAUCCCUUCCCUCUUCUGCAAAACGCAGCGCUUUAAAGGGAACGUCAAAUUGAAGUGCUCGAUGACAACGGCAUACCCCAAACCCUCGGAGAUUCCGUGGAAGAAGGAGCUCUGCAACUCCGUCAGCCUCAUCGGCGUGGUGGCCGCGCCCCUCGAACUCAAACACCUCCCCUCCGGCAAGGUGGUGGCGUGGACCCGCCUCUCCGUCAAGAAGAACGCCACGCAAGCGUCCUCCAUAAGCCUCACUUUCUGGGACGACCUCGCGCACGUUGCUUCCCACCAUCUCCACAAGGGCCACCAAAUCCACGUCUCCGGCCGCCUCGUCACCGACGCCGUCGAAACCGACGACGGCAAUGUUGAGAAAUUAUAUUAUAAUUUAAAAUUUAAAUUAAUUACGUUUUUGAUCAAUGUUGGUUUUCGUAAUUUUUUAACAUUCAACUUGCAAAACCGUUUUGGAUUUCCUGGAUGAGAACAUAUCUUGCCUUUUACAAAAGUGAUUAAUACCCACGAUACAUUUAUCUUAUCCGUUGGUUCUUGUUACAAAAAAUUAAGAAUCACGCUGCACGUGAUUUGACAUGCUUAUAACUGUCUAAUAUGGUGCCUGUACAUGAGAAAAACACAUUUAUAUAUACAGAAAGUUUAUUUUA
This is a messenger RNA of Cajanus cajan (pigeon pea), 916 nucleotides long. Its product is annotated as protein OSB2, chloroplastic. Gene Ontology annotation, biological process: positive regulation of helicase activity; mitochondrial DNA replication. Gene Ontology annotation, molecular function: single-stranded DNA binding. Gene Ontology annotation, cellular component: mitochondrial nucleoid. NCBI's taxonomy places the organism in Eukaryota, Viridiplantae, Streptophyta, Magnoliopsida, Fabales, Fabaceae. The record is from RefSeq and is a predicted model, not a curated record.